AUGGCACCAUCUUCAGAAACCCAUCUGGCGCCAGCGACAGAGCAGCCGGUCCAGCUCAAUCGCUCCAGCAUUAGUUCGCUGCGAAUGGCCUUGGGCGUCCUUGGGCUCUGGAUAUGCCUCUUUCUGUCUGCUCUAGAGACCACCAUUGUUGCAACAGCAUUACGCACCAUUUCUGAUGAUCUCGACGGCCUGACACAGUCUAACUGGGUGGUUGUGGCCUACCUUCUCACUUACAAUGGAUUCUUACUUUUGUUCUCCAAAUUGACCGAUGUCUUUGGCCAGAAGACGCUACUCAUCGUCGCUCAAGUCAUCUUUCUAAUAUCUUCGUUGGCUUGCGGCGCAGCCCAGACGAUGCACCAGCUGAUUGUUUUCCGUGCCUUUCAAGGGCUUGGAGGCUCUGGCAUCUACUCGACCGUCUUUAUCAUCAUCGCCAAGAUCGUCACAGUUGAGAAAGUGGGUAUGUACACGGGGAUACUCAGCUCAGUAUUUGCGUUGGCCAGUCUUCUGGGGCCGAUCCUUGGCGGAGCUAUUGUUGAAAACACAACCUGGCGAUGGGUGUUCUUUAUAAAUGGCCCGGGAAUCGCCAUUUCUCUGGCAUUUGUCAUCCCUGCCAUUCCUGGUGCAAACCACAGACUCUUCGGCAAGGACCAGAUACAGCGCGUUGACGCCAUUGGAGGUUUUCUUUCUUUGGCCUGGCCGAUCCUGCUGGUAUUUGCACUACAGGAGGCGGGCGAUGGGUAUGACUGGAAUAGUAGCGUCAUUAUUGGGACGCUCGUAGGUAGCGUCGUUGGACUCGUUUCCUUCGUUGCGUAUGAGGUGUGGGUUCAGCGACAAUCGAACCCAGAGCCGAUAUUUCCCAUUCGAUUACUACGGAGUUUGAGAUUGUCACUCAACCUAAUAAACAUGUUCGCUAUGGGCGCAUGCUUCUACGCAGCCAUCAUACUACUUCCCCAACGAUUUCAGUCUGUCAAUGGGCUUUCAGCACUGAGUGCUGGCCUCAAAAUGCUUGCGUUUACGCUAGUAUCACCAGUCUCUUCUAUGGCAUGCGGCGUAGCAUUGUCUAAGAAACCUCUGGCUGUAUACAUCCUGUUGUUCACGGGGGCGGCUUUAACUACAGUAGGUAUGGGUUUGUUAAGCAGUUUGCCAGAUUCGGGGCCCGUAUCCAAUUCAGUAUAUGUGUAUGAAGUCAUCCUUGGUGUGGGACUGGGCCUUAUGAUGCCGUCAUUAAUCUUCUUGCUGAAGGUUGAGUUUGGCGAUGGAAACUUAGCUGCUGUGAUGGGCGCAAAUAACACGGUUCGAACCCUUGGAGGCUGUGUUGCCUUAGCUGUCUGUUCAACUGUGCUGCACACGGACCUCAACAGACAACUGGCCACUUUCCUCACUCCCAAGCAAAUUGCAGCUGUGCUCAGUUCUUCAGCAGCCAUCGAUGAACUCAGUGAUUUGGAAGCACUGCAAGUUGAGAACUAG
Molecule: messenger RNA, 1467 nt
Organism: Fusarium proliferatum ET1
Lineage: Eukaryota; Fungi; Ascomycota; Sordariomycetes; Hypocreales; Nectriaceae
Exons: 8
Coding region: 1-1467 (488 amino acids)
Biological process (GO): transmembrane transport
Molecular function (GO): transmembrane transporter activity
Source: RefSeq, a predicted model, not a curated record